AUGGCGGACACUGUCUCGAAGCAUCGAGCUGAGUUUGCCUUUGCCCAGAUUGAGAACGAGAGUUCUCUGACGUCUCUGCGUGACGAGCUAAGGGUAGCUCGUGGAAUUGUUGAUCGGUCUCGGGAUGAGAUAGCUGCUCUUUAG
Peronospora matthiolae is the source of this 144-nucleotide messenger RNA. The record is from the annotation of a GenBank genome assembly. NCBI's taxonomy places the organism in Eukaryota, Oomycota, Peronosporomycetes, Peronosporales, Peronosporaceae.